AUGUUUCCAGUACCUCAACAUCUUCCUAGAUCAGGAGGAGAUAAAAUCUCUUCAAAAAUAACGGAGAAUAAUCCAGAUCCAAAUCCAGAUUCAGAUCCAGUGUUAGAUUUAAUCCAACCUUUACUCAACAACGAAUCUAAGUUUACAGGUAAUCAAGUGAAAGAUGUCAGACAAAAUCUAGAGAACGCUGUUAAUGAAAAUAAGAGAAAAACACAUGAUCUAUUGAUCAAUAAUUUCCCUUCAAUAUCCACUCAAAUACAAUUAUCGACAUCCCUUCAUUCUGAUAUUUCCAAUGUCCAAUUUAAACUGUCCAAACUAGAAUCUGAGAUAGAUCCUUCUGAUACCAAAAUAUCAUUCCUUCCUCCAUUGAUUGAUAGCCUAAAUCGACAUUUUUCAGCUUCAUCUUCACGUUCAGCAGCUCAAUCACAUGUGAAAGCACUUAAAACUCUAUCGAAACGUGUGGAGAAAGUCAAGAGAUUCGAAGAAGCUGUUUGGACAGCUAGAUCAGCUGAUGAGUGGGUUUUGAACCAAGUGAUCGUCGAGAAAGGAUUUACGGUGGUCGAAGAUGAAGAUGAACGAAUAGGAGAAAAGGUGUUACAAGGCACAAAAUUAAUGCUUGCCAUACAGGCGAAAGAAUCACUUUUGAAAUCGAUGGUAAUUGAACAAAUUACAGAUGGAUUUAAUAGUGCUAUCUCGUUCUCUGCACCCGUUCAUGGUAAAGGAGCUUCCUUAAGCGUUCAAAGUCAUAUUGCACUCCAACAUCCCCGUACGACUCCACCUCGACAUUUCUCAUCAGCUACCUCUACCCAUUAUCCCAUUGCGGAGAUAUACAAUGCAUUAUCAAAGCUUGCCUUGCUGGAUGAAUUGCUUCGAACUCUCACAAAUAGACUUCAGAAAGAUCUAAUUCAACCAAUCGUCUCAUCAUCGUAUCGCGCAUCAAUAUCUUCCACCGACAAAUUAUCAAUUCUUCGAUUAACAUCUUCUUCUAGUCGAUCCCCAAUAGACGCUUUACAAGAUAUAAAAAUCUCACUCGACUUUAUUGCAGAUACCGUUUUCCCAUCAUCUUCUUCUUUACCUGAAAGAGAGACUUUCCUAUCUUCCCUUUCUACUUCAGCAUUCCAAUCCAUACUCGACUCACUCAUACAUCCUGCCCUUCCAUCAUCAUUGGAUGGAGUAUCAGGCUGGCUGUCAAUAAUACAACAAGCAGUAGAAGUGGAGACUACCUUUUCGAAACAAGGCGUACUUGCAAAGUUUUUCGAAAGAGACGCUGGAGUGACAUGGGCUCAACAACGUCGUUACGCUGUCGCCGAUGAAGUCAGACGAUUGAUCCUGAGUGGCUGGGGAGGAUGGGAGAAUGAAUCGAAGGGGAAAGAAAGAGAAGUGAUCACCUACAUUGAGGUGGAAGUGGAUGAACCCAUGUCUAUAGAUGAACCGGAAAUCAAGGAACCCACAAAUGGAGAAGAUGGUUUCGGAUGGGGAUUUGAUGUAUCACCUGAAAAGGAGAAAGUCAAGUCACUUGAGAAACCAGCAGCACGGGAAGAUGUCACUAUGGAAGAUGAUGGAUGGGGCUUCGAAGAGUCUUCCUCUGUGGCCGGACCCUCUAGUCCACCAAAAGCAACUAUGACCCCGCCAACGAAGAAUGAAGAAGGGGCAGAAGAAGAAGAGGACGGGUGGGAUUUGGAUCCUUCCCCUUCCCCAUCACAACCUCCUUCAGUCGCCGAACCUGAAUCUAACGUUACAUCCUUGACAGAUUCGCAAGUAAUAGCUAAACCAGCUAAACCAGCAAGAGAAGCUAAGAGAUUAGGAAAGAAAGUCGCCAAAGUGAAACAUGAGGAAGAUGAAUAUGAUUCAUGGGCUGAACCUGUGAAUCCGAGAGCUCAAAAUGGAUCAUCAAGUAAUAAGGCGAAUCAUCUCACUCCAGUUCCAUCUCCAAAAGUAAAUAUCACUUCAAUACCUCUACCAGAAUCGAAAGAAAACAGUGGUGAUGAUGGCUGGGGCUGGGAUGACGACACGAAUAAUAAAGUCACAUCCCAAGCUUCCUCCUCGACUGCACGACCAGAAGUCAAGGAGCCUCCUCGAUCGAAGAAAAGAAAGGAAAUGCGCGAGGAGAAAUCGACGAUACGAGAGAACUUCCUGGUUUCAACAUCUUGUGAGACACUCCUUGGAAUAGCAAAGAGCGUCUUGACGGAAAUAGAGGCCAUGAAGUCGUCCAAACUUUCUUCGCCAGCUUUCGACAUAUCGACACUUGAACCUAUUCUGAUAGAAGCGAUCAAAGAGGUAUUCACCUUAUACCGAGCUCUAUUACCCACUCAUUUCGCAAAUCAACUACGUGAUGUACCAAGUUUAUCGAUGCAAGCAUAUAACGAUACUUUGCAUCUGUCCACCUUGAUCUCGUCUCUAGCGGUCGGCCUGAACCUGCAAGAGGAGAAAGAGAGAUUGGAAGCUCUGGGCGAUCAUAUAUUCCAAAGUCAACUUGAAGUUCAACGGAUAGGUCUGAUAGAUUCUUUAGAGGAGUUAGAUGGAUUGGAAGGAACGAGUGAAGAGAAAAUCUUCAGAAAAGCUGAAAAAUCAAUUAAAGGUUUAAUACAUAACCUUGAAUCUUUAUCAAGGGUUGUCAAGCCAAUCUUACCUACUUCGAAAUACCUUGAAACGAUCUCGUACUUGCUUACCACGCUCAUAAUUAAGAUAACAAACGAUAUUUUGAAUUUGGGCGAUAUAACAGAAAUUGAAUCUCAUAGAUUAACGGAUUUGAUUAAACUGAUCUAUCCAUUAGAAGGUUUAUUUGAAAAUCACGGUGGUGUAGUCAGAUUCGUCAAUGGCUGGCUGAAAUUCUGUUAUAUUGCUGAGAUACUACAAGCAUCCCUUGUCGAUAUUACCUACCUUAUCGAUUCUGGUUCUCUAGUAGAUUUCACUUCAGAUGAACUGAUCACUCUAGUAAGAGCUUUGUUCGCCAGUAGUGAAAAAAGAGAUACAGUUGUUGAGAAGAUUGAAAGGGAAGGUACGAGUGGUGGAAGCAAUUCCUCUACCACCUUGAUAAACGAGGAAAGAGGUUUUAGUAUAGAUAGAUGA
Molecule: messenger RNA, 3069 nt
Organism: Kwoniella shivajii
Lineage: Eukaryota; Fungi; Basidiomycota; Tremellomycetes; Tremellales; Cryptococcaceae
Exons: 8
Coding region: 1-3069 (1022 amino acids)
Biological process (GO): mitotic spindle assembly checkpoint signaling; endoplasmic reticulum to Golgi vesicle-mediated transport
Cellular component (GO): RZZ complex
Source: RefSeq, a predicted model, not a curated record